GGAAAGGCAACCAUGCAGUGAGAGGUUUUCUUUUCUUCUUUACGCUUGUAUCGGGGUGGCUUUUUAUCGCGUGUUUCUGAAUGGUUAGCGUCUUAAGCUAACUCCUCCGUAGGAAACAAUGAGUGCUGGAGCUAACAGCAGUUGCCUGACUGCCAAAGGACUGGAUAUCAGUUUAGCUGCUCUGCAGAGACAGGACCCAUACAUCAAUAACAUCGUGGAUGUGGCUUGCCAAGUCGCUCUCUAUACUUAUAACAACAGGACACAUGAGUGGGAGAAGACUGAGGUGGAAGGCACACUUUUUAUCUACACAAGACUAGCGUCUCCCCGCCAUGGCUUCACGAUUAAGAACAGACUCAGCAUGGAGAACCUGACAGAGCCAAUCACCAAAGACUUGGACUUUCAACUCCAGGACCCCUUUCUGCUCUACCGCAACGCUCGGUUGGCUAUCCACGGGAUUUGGUUCUAUGAUAAGGAAGACUGUCACCGCAUUGCACAGAUGAUGAAGAUUCUGACGCAGCAGGAGCAGGCCGUGGCUCAGUCGCAGGGCGGUUGGUUGUCUCCAGACGGAGGUGGAGGAGGCAGGGGAGGCGACGCGAAGGCGGUCGACAUCAUCCAGAUGCUGACCAAAGCGCGCAGUGAAUACGACAAGGAAAAAUCUACAUCAGAGCCAAAGGAGAUUGGCGGCAGCAGUGUUCUGUUUGGAAACCCUAACCUGAUCAAGCCAAUACCUGUUAAACCCAACACUCAGGAUGGUGAAGGUGCUGAGCCCAAACCUCUCUCCCUGGCUACUCUGUUUGGCACUCAACCUCAACACCCGUUCCAACCUGAUCCUGUGUCUCCUUUGGCCAGCUCCGGGACCGGAUCGUCAUCUGGAAGAGUCGCUCGCCCUCACGUAGCUCGAACCCUGACGUAUGGAGACGCAGUUUGCAAAAAUGUCACGUCAGCGGGAGGGAACAUCGCCCACGCCGCGUGUUCAGCUGUAGGAGUGAGGUCUGUAAUUGGGGGGCAAACCGUGCAGGAAGACGGCAGAGUCACGGGGCCAAAGGUAGUUCAGGGUUCUGACGCAGGCGUGCUGACGAGUCCCACCUCCACCGGGAACAAGCAACAGCACAGCCUGGUCAUCCAGAAGCUCGUUCAGGGACAGAGAGGAGUUGGAGGGGUGCUUCAGACCGUGUCCGAGUCCCCCGAGAACAGACUGUGUGACAACGGGGUGCCGCUAGAGCAUCACCACCAUCAUCAUCAUCUACAACAACAACAGCAAGUCCAAGCUGACCCACUCAAGAGACUUUUCCAGAUUCAGCCACCUCCUCCUCCUCCUCCCACCACCUCCAUAACAAGCCUCCCACCACCUCCUUAUUGCCCCAACCAUCCAGCACUGCACCAGGCCCCCCUUGUCUCUUCCCCACCCUCGAUGGACUUUGUCUCACUGUCACAGUCUCAACCGCAAACCAGCCAGACGCUGUUUUUCAACCUCUCCAAGCCCAGACUCCAGCACAGCAGUCAGUCAACAGCAGGUUUGCUGCCUUCUCAGGUGCUUAAUGGCCAAGGUCUUCAACUUUCUCAAGGUCCAUCUUCACACAUGUCAGGCGUCGUGUCCCCUCACGAACUUCUCCAUAAACUCCAACUUGUCCAGCAAAAACAAAGUUGGACUUCCCAUGAUCCUCCUCGACACUGCCCGGCACUGGCACCGCGAUUCUUCAGUCCUGUCCAAAGUCAGGGGACGCUUCCUGAUGUAGGUCCGGGCCCAAACCAAACUGCAGUCACCACAGCUCAAAAAUCUGUGCUACAGUUUCAGGUGAAUUCACCCCAGACGAUACCUGCCACUGUGGCCCCCACACUGCUCCUCUCCCCCAGUGUCUUCACUCAGGCAAAGUCGAGCAGCGGACUGCCAGCAGUUACCCAGGACAGCUGCCUGACCGCCUCAACUCUCCCCAGACCUCCAUCGGAGGGGGAACUCAGAGUUCUGUCCAGAAACCAGCUCCAAGCGACGCUGCUGCAUCUCAUUCAGACCGACGGUUCCUUCUUGGACACCAUCUACGAAGCCUUCGUCCGGCAGCUUGCAGUCAACUCCACCUCCAAGUACUGAGACCCGCUGUCUGUGCGUGCAAACACACAUACUAGCAAGGGGAUGCCAGAUAAACAUGACCACAGAAAUCAGCAAGUUGCUCUCACGUCAUCCUGAACUCCCCAAAUAAAAAUGCUCAUAUACGAGUAUUGUAAUUCUGCAGGGUUAAAAUUAAUCACAGCAGUGGUUUUUGAUAUCUUAAAGAAAUAAGUGUAUAAAGAAAACUUUUCACUGUGUAUUUCUGUGUAGUCCCCUCUCUCAAACUAAGGACCACUAAUGUCAUUUAACUAAACGUGGUUCUCCUGACACUUUUUACCUUACCUGGAUUUAAGGGAAAACGCACCCCAUCC
This is a messenger RNA of Thalassophryne amazonica, 2415 nucleotides long. It is a transcript of the gene dcp1b, whose product is annotated as decapping mRNA 1B. Gene Ontology annotation, cellular component: P-body. The transcript is spliced from 11 exons. The record is from RefSeq and is a predicted model, not a curated record. The coding region runs from base 119 to 2086 and encodes 655 amino acids. Lineage: Eukaryota; Metazoa; Chordata; Actinopteri; Batrachoidiformes; Batrachoididae. Gene Ontology annotation, biological process: positive regulation of catalytic activity; deadenylation-dependent decapping of nuclear-transcribed mRNA; deadenylation-independent decapping of nuclear-transcribed mRNA. Gene Ontology annotation, molecular function: enzyme activator activity; mRNA binding.